This is a messenger RNA of Falco peregrinus (peregrine falcon), 2304 nucleotides long. RefSeq names its product ovocalyxin-32-like. The transcript has 6 exons. The record is from RefSeq and is a predicted model, not a curated record. Gene Ontology annotation, molecular function: metalloendopeptidase inhibitor activity. NCBI's taxonomy places the organism in Eukaryota, Metazoa, Chordata, Aves, Falconiformes, Falconidae. Bases 75 to 905 code for a protein of 276 amino acids.
GGGCCCCCCCUGCUAUUAGUACCGGCCCUCAGCGGAGCCCGCCUCAGUGCGGUCACUCACCGCUUCUCAGCACCAUGCAGGGGCUCAGCGCCGCGCCGCCCGCCGCCUUCCUCAACCUCCUCCUCCUCCUCCCCCUCGGCGCCCUGCUGCUGCCGGCGGCCGCGGCGCCCGGCGCCGAGCGGGAGCUGAACCCCAGCAGCCGGCUGGCCGCGGGCACGGCGCGGCUGGCGCUGCACUACCUCAACUCCCGGGAGGCGUCCCCCGGCGCGCUGCAGGCGCUGGGGCAGGUCCGCAAGGCCACGCUGAAGAGCAUCCCAGACUCGGGUCACAAGUAUUACCUGCAGUUCACUACUGAAGACUACAAAAGUGGGGAAAAUACUGGGAGCUGCCUUGCUACGGUGUUGUAUCUGAAGACAAAGUCCCUGCCUGUUGUCAACAUCAAGUGCACACGUACCAAAGACCAGAAUCAAAUCCAAGAAGAGGACAACAGACUUUACCAAAAACUUAGGCACCAAACCAAACCAAUAAUUGGAAAUAAUAUUCCAGACAGCUAUGGCAAUAUUGAACCUGCGCUGGAGCCAGUGUGGGCUCUGGCUGUUGUUGGCAGCAGUUACAUCAUGUGGGAAAAGUCAACCGAGAACACGGGUUACUUCAUGGCACAAGUCAAGUCUGCGAAGCAGUGGAUAAGGAAAGAUGAUUUUAUUGAAUUUGACUACACUGUCCUACUCCAUGAAAUUCCAACACAGGAAAUUAUUUCAUGUCACAUGCGCCUCACUUGGCUUCCUGGUCACCCUCUGAAAGUGAAAUACUUCUGUGCUUCAGAGAAUCAGAAGGUCGAAGACGGAUCUGGAGUGGAAUCUGGAUCAGCUGCUGGGAUUUUACACGAAGGGGGAGCAAAUUUUUAGAAAAGAGAUGUCAGCUUUAUGUAUUAAAUGAGAAAAUCCUUGUGUUAAUAGACCUGGAGUUGUGAUCAUUCUUCUGUACAAGUUGAACUGAAUGCUUUCAGUAGGCUGGUUUGUUGCAGAAUUAUUAAUUCUUGUAUUUCUUAAACUGCAAGACUCAUCUUCUAGGGUUGUACCUAAAAACUUUGCUACUACAUAUAUACACAGAUAAACAUACACAAUUUGAUUGUCACUAACCGUUACUUAGAGUAACAUACUUUGUAAACAAAGUUGGUAUAUUUGGAUAAAAAUCUUGAGAAAAGGAUUAAUCUGUCACUAAGAAAUACUUGUCUACUGAUUUUUUUCUCUUUUUUUUGGGAUAGAUACAUGCUGAUUCUUAACUUGUACCUCCAAUAAAACAAAUACCAUUACGCAGGGUUGAGAUUGGGUUUUCCUUCACAAUGCUGCUGUUGGACCCCAACCUUCCAUCUUCUCCCAGUGUCUGGCCUUUAGGAGGAUGUGGACAAGAGUAGGCAGCGAAAACAUCUCCCCACAAGGCCCUGCAGAGGCCAGUAACCAACGUCUGCAUGGCCCUAGUCCUGCCAGCGCGCCACCGCUCCCUGCCUGCGCUGCCAGCUGACAUCAAAAGCAAGUUUCUCCUCUCGUAUUUAUAAAGGCCACUCCGAAAAUACUGAUGCAAGGAAACCACGUUUUGUUGUCUCCCCGCACCUGUCACCCGUCCAGAACACUGCAAGGCAGCGUCUGUCAGAGGGAAACUGCGGAUGUCUGUUUGCAGUUCUCGCACUCACCUCAAACAGAAACAGAGCUGCUGAGAAAGGAGGGCCCUGCACAGCCAAGCUCACCUUGGGCCUGGUGGGGACCAGCCCGCUGCCGGAACGCCCCCAGACAGCCCUUACAGCAGCGACCACCAUGUCCUGUACCGUCCGACACACAGCAAAGCCCUGCGGCAAGCGCACGUGGUCAUCCUUCCGCACCGAAUUCUUCACCUGGGCUACAGCAGACCUGCCAUCCUGCCACCGUGCGCUGAGAUUGUGCCAAACUGGCUCCAGUUUGCCAUCAAUUUUUUUCCCCGUUCGCAAGACUUCAGCCAGGUUAAAUUAACUCCUUAGCAACACGUACCCCUCCCUCAGGAAAAGAGGCGAUGGUCUCUGCCUUCCGGAAGGGUGACUCCCUUUAUAAUUGUGGUAUAUUGUGCUAUCAUUGGUCUGCAAUCAGUAACAAUGAUUAAGGUAUUUAACAUGAAAGCUUUAACUGGGGGAUAUUUAGGCCGGGUGAUCUGCUAACCCCCCAAAUUCAGGCACAUUACACCAGUGCAUUAGACUCUGAUGCACUUUUACUGGCUGAAGCUUUUUAUACCAGCACCGAAUAGGCAUUGCAAUAAAUUCAGUGAAGCAGCGUUUCA